AUGUGUAAGUACACCUACCACCACUACCCGUUUUGCGGGCACAUCUCCAACUGGACUGUGGUCAGUUGUCUAGAAUUCACAAGCGAACUUCGUGCACUUGCCUUUACGGGCCAGGUCCUGUCUUGCGACAGAACCAAGAUCAAACACAUUAUCAACCAAACAGCAAAACAGGAUCUCUGUGCCCAGUGCGAUAUCGAAUGGUGCGAGGCUAUGACCAGCAACGACAUGGACGCCUUGCUGGACAAUAAGUACCGCGUUAUCGAGGGCCUAGACGCAGCCAGGCCCGUUCUUGAAUUUUCUGUCCGCAUGAACCGUGACACGAACAGCGACAGAGCUGAGUCUUCCUCACCCAGUGUUGAUAUUAUCAUCGGUACCAGUGAGCAGUUUGAUGUGUCUACAGAUAUCGGCCACGAUUCAAACUCCCAUGACUCCUCCCGCCCCCGCCCAAGAAGAGGCAUGAGUCACCGUGGAUCUGCCUCCUCAUCUCUGAGCAUUGAAAGUGGUGAUUUCACUCUUUCCAUAACUUACAAGAGCACAGAUACGGAUCCUUGGGAUUGCAAUUCGGAGUCUCAGCCAUGUUCCGAUUCGCAGCGACAUAGACAUAUACGCAUUCAAUACCGAAAGCCGAAAGUUGAUCGCAUGAGGUUCGGGGAGUAUUCCUCGUCAGAGUACUCUCCUCGGGUGGACUUGGCUUGCCCGCCUACCCAAACGCCAGGGAGCAGUUCGAGCAGUAUUACAGAUUACUCGGGAGAAAGCUCCAUAUUUGGAUCCGAGAGCAGCCCCAGCCUACCCGAUUUGUCACUUCUAAACAUCCAGGGUAGCUUCAAUGCUGAUCAUGAACGAGGUCAUUCAGAGAGCUCUCCGUUUUCAGCUGGUUCGGAUACGAGUGCUUCCUUCGAGCAUUUUUAA
Molecule: messenger RNA, 909 nt
Organism: Penicillium cinerascens
Lineage: Eukaryota; Fungi; Ascomycota; Eurotiomycetes; Eurotiales; Aspergillaceae
Exons: 1
Coding region: 1-909 (302 amino acids)
Source: RefSeq, a predicted model, not a curated record